Messenger RNA from Capsaspora owczarzaki ATCC 30864, 2678 nucleotides. RefSeq lists its product as hypothetical. Gene Ontology annotation, molecular function: SUMO-specific endopeptidase activity. NCBI's taxonomy places the organism in Eukaryota, Filasterea, Ministeriida, Capsasporidae. Bases 99 to 2516 code for a protein of 805 amino acids. Gene Ontology annotation, cellular component: cytoplasm; nucleus. The record is from RefSeq and is a predicted model, not a curated record. The transcript is spliced from 9 exons. Gene Ontology annotation, biological process: protein desumoylation.
GCAGCCGACCACCAGAAGUACUCGCAUCGAGCAAAGGAGACUGGCCGAGACCGCAGGCCGCGUCACGACGACCGAGCCAGAUUUCCAACGCCAUUGCAAUGCUGUCCAGCGUCCCACACAUCGCCGCGGCAGGUCCAUUCACGGCGUAUUCAGAUGCAGCGCAACAUUCAACACAGAGCAGGACUGGAUCGAGCGUCCGGGGGCGAAUGAAGUCGAGCUCAAACUCCAGCUCAAGCUCAAGCUCAGUCCUGUCGAGACCAAAGCGACCCGCGGAUGAGAGCGCGCAUCCGAUGCAAGUACCAAAGCGUACAGUCAUGUCUCAGGAGCGCAGCGGCGGGCGGCGCGACGAGGACGACCGGGUGCUCAGCGCCAAUGGACUGGCAGCAGUGUCCGUGUCGAUCGUCUUCUCGAACGAGACUGCGCCUGAAUCCAUGCAGAGUAGUGGCAUGCCAAGACAGCAGGCAUUGUCGCACAUCCAAGGAAGGCUCGAGUCGGGCGGGCGGCUGCUGUUUGGCGAGCGUGGAUUGCAAUUGCUGCUUGAAACGCCGAGUUUCUCGGCCAUUCGCGCAGACGUGUGCGCUCAGCUGCAGCGGUACGCACACGGUCAAGCAGUAGGAUGGCUCCGCCGGCGGGAAGCUCCGUCCACCUUUGACAGCGAGCGAUUGUCCCGCAUCCGCGAUGAGGAAGACAACUUUCAGCUGUGGGAGUUUCCUUACGCGUGUCUCCGUCGCGUCAGAGUGCCGACAAACAGCAAGUUUAUUCAAAUCAACCUGAACUCGAACAUCUGGAGAGACAUGCAGCGUACUCCCGACAGCGCAGCGCUCCCAUUACUUCCAAAUUGGCUGAUUGUGGAGCUGCCCGUCGCAACGAGCGAGUUGAACGCUUCCGAGCUGAAAGACACGCUCUUAGACAAGCUUGUGGCCUCGAGGACUAGCGUUCAAGCACACGCGCUGCUGGAAGUUGAAUGCGGCAGCGUCGAGCUUUCGAUUCCUAGAAACUUUCAAACAUCGUUGUCUGGCAUCCCGCCAGCCCGCACCGUCGGCCAACGCCAGGUGGACUCUACUUCAACAAACACACCUAGUCUGCUCAGCAUUGUCCCCAAAACGCCUCCAUCGAGGGUGGUUGCUUCCCUCGACAUGUUCAACACACCCUCGCCGACUUCCAGCAGCAACUCAUUGCUGCAUUCUAGUAGCCAUGUUUCCGGGGCCGCCACGUCGUCGCGAGCUGCCCACCGCACCGAGUCGGCAUUUGCGAAGUCCUUUUACGAAUCGGCAGGAACGCUGCGAAGUGGUCGGUCUCGGAGCUCGAGUCUUCCAAGUCGGCCUGGCCGGCGUUUCUCCGAAGUGGUAGACUUGAGUGAUAUCUCGCCUAGUAAGGAUGGCUCUGAGGACGCCGUCGAAAUCGUGACGCCAGCCAGCGCCAGGGACUUGACGUUUGAGUUUGAGUCGCAGCUUUCCAGGCCAUUUCUCUACGCACCGGCCCCAAAAGUUAACCUGCUCAUCACCAACGCCGACUUGGCACGAUUGAAGUCUGGCGAGUUUCUGAACGAUGUCAUUCUGCAGUUUUACUUGUGGUACAUCGAGUAUUCUCUCCUAUCCGAGGCGCAGCGCGCACGAUGGCACGUCUUUAGCUCGUACUUUUACUUGAAGCUGACGACACAGCGAACCGAUAAAUCGCCCGCGCGACUCUCCGCCGACGAGAAGGCCAAACUCCAGUACGAGAAUGUAAAGUCGUGGACUCGAGACGUGGACAUCUUUUCCAAAGACUUUGUGGCCGUGCCCGUGAAUGAAAAUGCACAUUGGUACUUGAUUGUAAUAUGCUUUGCCGGGCAGUAUGCACAAGCACAAAGCGUGGAGAAUCCGUCGGAGGAGGUCGUCGCUUCGGACGAUGUGUUUGAAGACACCAAGGCGGCCAAUCUCGCACCAACCACACCUCGAAUUAUCGUCAUGGAUUCGCUUGGCGCCCAGAGAGCCCAUGCCUCGCCCGUUAAAUUGAUCAAGCGUUACCUGACUCUCGAAUGGGCCAACAAGCGUCCAAACGAACCCGCAGUGUCCUUUGACAAAAUGCCGCUGGUCAAGCCUCAGAUUCCCAAGCAAAACAACUAUUGCGAUUGCGGCGUGUUUCUGCUGCACUACUUUGAGCUCUUUGCCACCAAUCCAGACCGAGGGAUGCGAUGUGACAAGGAUUGGUUUGCAGCGACAGACGUCUCGGGCAAGCGCCCGGCCAUUCGCGGCCUCAUUCUAUCGCUCGCUGAAGCCCAGCAGCACGACGAGCAAAAGCGAUCGCCGUCACCAAGGGACCACGAGGAUGAGUCUUCCACGCUAGAAGCAGCAGAUGACAACCGUCGCGUCAUGGAGGGUGGCACCGUCGACAACAACAGCGACGCGCCGUUGGAGACACCACCCUCCGACCCCUCGGCCUCGGACUCCAUCACCCUCCUCAAGCAGGACCAGGACCAGGACCAGGACCAGGACCAAGACAGUGUUUACAACGUGCUCAGCUCUGCUUCUGCAUGAACUCAUGGCAACUGACUCAUUUCAGCAUCAGCACCUUGACAACCGCGUCGCAACAAAUUCCUCCCUAUUUUUUUGUUUUUGUUUUUGUUUUGUUUUUGUUUUGUCGUGAUUUUGAUGAUGAGGCUCAUGUAAUUUUUUAAAAAUCUUGUACCAAUAAUACCA